AUGUCAUUUUCCUGUAAAUUGCAUAUUUCGUUAUUUUUUAUUCAUCCUCCCGUGUUGACUCGGGAUUUGUUUAUAAUUUUUUCUUCAUUUUUUUUUUUUAUUCUUUCAUAUUUCUUCUUUCUUUUCUUCUUUUUAUCUUUCUUUUUUUUCAUUGUUGGAAUGAUUUGCAAAACGUUUUCGUCAUUCUGCCUUUCCGUCUUUUUAGCUAUUAGAUUUAUUUCUAAUUUUUUUCUUUGUCUAUCUUUUCUAUUUUAUUUUGCCUCCUUUUCUUUCAUUCUUUUGUUUAAGCUUUUGAAUAUUUACAAUUUUUUUAUUCCCAUUUCUUUUUCUUUCUUUCUUUCUUUGUUUCUUUCUUUCUUCCCUUCUUUCUUUCUUUCUUUACAUUUGUACCAUUCUUUUUCUCUUUUUCUUUUCACUUUUUCUUUUCUCUUUAACAUUCUUUUUUUCUUUCUUUUUUUACAUUUGCAUCAUUCUUUUUCUCAUUUCUUUUCUCUUUUUCUUUUCUCUUUUACAUUCUUUCUUUCUUUCAUUCUUUCUGUCUUUAUUUCUUUCUUUCUUUCUUUACAUUUGCAUCAAUCUUUUUUCUUUCUUUUUUCUUUUUACUUUUACAUUCUUUCUUUCUUUUUUUCUUUCUUUCUUUCUUUCUUUCUUUCCUUCUUUCUUUCUUUAUAUUUGCACCAUUAUUUUUCUCUUUCUCUUUUACAUUCUUUCUUUCUCUCUUUCUUUCUUUCUUUCUUUCCUUCUUUCUUUCUUUUUGCACCAUUUUUUCUUUUACAUUCUUUCUUUCUUUCUUUCUUGCUUUCUUUCUUUAUUUAA
Acanthosepion pharaonis is the source of this 816-nucleotide messenger RNA. The record is from the annotation of a GenBank genome assembly. NCBI's taxonomy places the organism in Eukaryota, Metazoa, Mollusca, Cephalopoda, Sepiida, Sepiidae.